AUGUUAUCUGUAUCAGUAAUUAAUAGAGAUCUACUAAAGGGAUCAAAAGGUCAAAAAAUACAAUUGGUUGAUGUAAUAUUAUUGAAUAAAAUAUUGAAUACAUACCCAUUUGGAUCUAUUAGAUUUACUUCUACGAAGACUACCAAUGAGAAAAGGAAGUCUUCUGGUGAUGUCAAUUCAAAGACAGAGAGUAAUACAACUUUGAUAACUAAAGUACAAAAACCAUCAUUAUGGACAAAAGUCAAAAAGGAGGCGUCUCAUUAUUGGGAUGGUACAAAAUUGUUGGGUUUUGAAAUGAAAAUAUCUUAUAAGCUAGUUACUAAAAUGCUUGCCGGACAUUCCUUGACUCGUAGAGAAAUGAUUCAAGUUAAGAGAACUACUAGAGAUGUUGUCAGAUUGGUUCCCUUUGCAGCAUUUGUAUUGAUCCCCUUUGCUGAGUUACUGUUACCUGUGGCAUUAAAAUUAUUUCCCAAUUUGUUACCUUCCACAUAUGAAUCCAAGAAGGAUAAACAGUCUAAAUUAGAAAAUUUAAGGAAGACAAGAGAGUUGGUAGCCGAAGUGAUUAAAGAAAAUAAAUCACAUUUUAAACCAAGCAAUAUAACUGAGGAACAGAAACAGAUCUUUAAUGAUUUCUAUAAACAUGUCAGAGAGAAUGGUGAACCUGAAUCUCGCAAACAAUUGAUUCAAGUGGCUAGGUUGUACACAGAUGAUACAGUUCUGGAUAACUUAACAAGACCGUACUUAGUUGCUCUUGCUAAAUAUAUGAAUAUCCAACCUUUUGGUACAGAUGUCAUUUUGCGUUAUCGUGUCAGAUAUAAAAUGUUGGAUUUAAAGAAGGACGACUUCUCUAUCUAUUACGAAGAUGCAGAACAAUUGAAUUCACAAGAAUUGCGCAGUGCUUGUGCGUCAAGGGGUAUCAGAAUAAAAGAUGUAAAUGAUUCCGUUUUAAGGGAGAAUUUACGUGUCUGGUUGAACAUGAGAUUAAAGGAUAAGAUCCCAUCAACUUUAUUAAUUAUGGCCACAUCAUACAACUAUGGUGCUGCCUCUUCAAAAAAAUCUUUAUACGAUUCCUUGUGUGAUGUCCUUACUGCUUUACCGGACGAAUUGUAUCAUGAAGUUAAGGUAAAUGUGGUUAGGAAGGAUAAUGCAUCUCCAAAACAAAAAUUAGAACAACUAAAAGAACAAGAAGAAAUUAUGAAAGAGGAAGAAGAACAGGAAGGGAAUGCUAAAAUAAGAAUUAAUGAUCAAUUGAGUUUAGACGAUAUAGAUAAACAACAGGAAGAUGCUACAAAAAGUAUCAAUCCAUAA
Arxiozyma heterogenica is the source of this 1308-nucleotide messenger RNA. It is a transcript of the gene YLH47, whose product is annotated as Ylh47p. Lineage: Eukaryota; Fungi; Ascomycota; Saccharomycetes; Saccharomycetales; Saccharomycetaceae. The coding region runs from base 1 to 1308 and encodes 435 amino acids. The record is from RefSeq and is a predicted model, not a curated record. Gene Ontology annotation, biological process: intracellular monoatomic cation homeostasis. Gene Ontology annotation, molecular function: ribosome binding. The transcript has a single exon. Gene Ontology annotation, cellular component: mitochondrial inner membrane.